Mesoplodon densirostris (Blainville's beaked whale) is the source of this 1536-nucleotide messenger RNA. It is a transcript of the gene TP53I3, whose product is annotated as tumor protein p53 inducible protein 3. The record is from RefSeq and is a predicted model, not a curated record. Gene Ontology annotation, molecular function: quinone reductase (NADPH) activity; NADPH binding; quinone binding. NCBI's taxonomy places the organism in Eukaryota, Metazoa, Chordata, Mammalia, Artiodactyla, Ziphiidae.
AUGUUAGCUGUGCACUUUGAUAAGCCGGGAGGACCAGAAAACCUUUUUGAAGUGGCCCAGCCCAGCCCAGGGGAGGGUGAAGUCCUCCUGAAGGUGGCAGCCAGCUCCCCGAACCGGGCGGACUUACUCCAGAGACAAGGCCAGUAUGCCCCACCCCCAGGAGCCAGCAACAUUUGGGGACUCGAGGCAUCUGGACACGUGGCAGAGCAGGGGCCUGGCUGCCAGGGACACUGGAAGAUUGGGGCCAGCAUGGUUCUGCUGCCUAGCGGGGGCCAGUAUGUCACUGUCCCUGAAGGGCUCCUCAUGCCCAUCCCAGCAGGACUGACCAUGCCCCAGGCUGCCGCCAUCCCAGAGGCCUGGCUCACCGCCUCCCAGCUGUUACAUCUCUUGGGAAAUGUUCAGGCUGGAGACUCUGGGCUAAUCCAUGCAGGGGUAGUGGGCACAGCUGCCAUCCAACUUACCCAGAUGGCUGGAGCUGUUCCUCUGGUCACAGCUGGCUCCCAGCACAAGCUUCAAAUGGCAGAAAAGCUCAGAGCAGCUGCUGGAUUCAAUUACAAAGAAGAGGAUUUUUCUGAAGCAACACUGAAAUUCAGCAAAGGCGCUGGAGUCAACCUUAUUCUAGACUGCAUAGGCGGCUCCUACUGGGAGAAAAAUGUCAACUGCCUGGCUCUUGAUGAUCGCUGGGUUCUCUAUGGUCUGAUGGGAGGUGCUGACAUCAGUGGGCCUCUAUUUUCAAAGCUACUCUUUAAAGGAAGUCUGAUCACCAGUCUGCUAAGAUCUAGGGACAAAAAGUACAAGCAGAUGCUGGUGAAGACUUUCACAGAGCAAAUUCUGCCCCACUUCUCCACGGGGAACCCUCAACGUUUACUGCCGGUUCUGGACAGAGUCUACCCCAUAACUGAAAUCCAAGAAGCCCAUGCGUACAUGGAGACUAACAAGAAUGUGGGCAAAAUCGUCCUGGAGCUGCCCAGUGAAGGAGGAGGGGCAGUACAGGACAAGGCUACCUCAGGUCUUCCAAGAGCAAACUUGGAGAAAAUUCACAGUACUCAGGCGACCGGUGGACUUGAAGAGUGGCACGUGGACUGUGGCCGUCAGGGUGGGGGUGAGGUGGGAGUCGGGACUGGCAUCGCCGAGGGGAUUACAGAAGAGGCCCGGUCAGCUGAUGCUGAACUUCGGGGGCUGAGCCAGCGCCAGGGGUUCUGGCAGCGCGCGCCCCGCAGGCCUGGACCCCACUCUAGUCCCCGCCUUCUCCGGCAACUCACCCAGGCGCAAACCCACCUCUCACAACUCUCCUCAGGCUCCACCCCCUUCUGCCAGCUUCCGCUGCUCUGGGCCUCCGCGACCGGAACACCGCCCCUUCUUAAGCCCAGGCCCCGCCUUUCAACCUUCCGGCCUCUUAAGUGUCUCAGCCCCGUUUUGCGCCGGAGUCUUUUCCUGAGCGGAGACUACGUCAGCACGUUUUGGCGUGAGACGGUGGUAUUCCGGUGUGUUAGAACAGCUUCCGGCGGGGUCUGGAUGUUGAUGUCCUGCUUCUGA